Diabrotica balteata is the source of this 1921-nucleotide messenger RNA. The record is from the annotation of a GenBank genome assembly. NCBI's taxonomy places the organism in Eukaryota, Metazoa, Arthropoda, Insecta, Coleoptera, Chrysomelidae.
GUACCUUAUUUUAUUUUUAUUUUUUAUUUACCUUAUUUCUUAUUUCAUGGUACAUAAAAAUAUACUCUGCCCUGCCUUAUUUAUGACUAUGAGCCAUCCAAUCAGGAUUGGGAUUACAAAUUUUUGAUUUAAUUUUUAUAAAAUAUAAAAUGUUCUAAUUUUAUUUAAUUAGUUCUACAUUGAUAGUGUGCUGUUUUCGAUCAUUCACAUUAGGUCUGGCUUGUUAGGUGAUAAUUGAAUAACUGUUUAUUUUUAUUUUGGUUAAACAUGAGCCACAUUUUAAACAAAAGUGCCUGCGAUAAAGAUGUGAAUAUUUCGGAAUUGACGGAACUAUUACCAUUCUGGAAAACUUACAUCUUAGAAGCAAAGUUGAUUGACAAAGAAACUUCACCACAGCUGCAUUUAAAAUUCCUAAUAGAUGCCCACAAUGUUGAGGAGAUCAGAAAAUGGCUUGCAGAAUUACAGGAGUCUAAUAAAACUACUUAUUCCAUCUAUGCAACCAUGAGAACAGCUGGCAAAUACAUUAAUUUCAAACAGAGGUUGGUCUGCCAGCAUAAAACAAGACACAAAAAUGUCCACAACCCAACAGUGAUCAGUCGUUCUACCACCAAAAAUAUGAAUUGUCCUUCACGGUUGACAGUGGUGUUGCAUGCAAUAAAGUCUCGGUUCGGGGAAAGGACAAAGAAAGACAUGCAUUGUUGUGUAAGAUGCCAUGCGAAAUAACUUUCCUAGCUACACAUAACCAUGAUUUGACCAGCUAUGAUUCUCUUAAGUUUAGAAAAGUAAGUCCAGAAGUUAGAGCAAGACUAGUUGACCUGUUCCAAAAUGGUCAUUCCCCCAUUUCAGCACUGAAGGUAAUCAAGGAUGAUAUACAGUUAAACAAUGAAAAUUAUGAAGAGAUGCUGGUUGACAGACGGUAUUGUCCUACAUAUGAAGAUUGCUACUAUUUAUAUAAAAACCGUUUUAGAAAAAAAGCUACAUCGAGUAAUGUCGAAGGGAAGUAUGCGGAAUAUAUUAAAGUAUUACAUAAACGCGAUUAUUCCAUUGGUUCAAACUCAGAUGAAUCAUCAGAUACACAGGAUGAAGAUGAUCUUAACGAAAAUUUAGGCCAUGAAUUUGAAGCAUAUGAAGAUUUAAUGACAGUUGAAAGCGAUCCAGACAACUACUUAAUGCAAAAUGAUACUGAUAAUGAAGAAUAUUUGGUAAAAUUUGAAGGUGAUUCUGAAGAAAAUUUCAUACAAACUGAUAACGAAUAUAAGGAAUUUGUGAUAGAAAUAAGCAACGACCCAGAAGAAACUAUCGUGCAAGAUGAAAAUGUAGUGGAAACUAUCAUUGUGGACAAAGAUAUUACAAAGUUCAUCCCAGUCAGUAAUGAUAGAGAGGCAGCUAAAUCUGUUCUAUAUGACAUUAAUAAUAUAAUUGAUGAUUUUAUAGAGAAAUCACCAACAGAAACAAGAGUUGGUUUGGAGGCUUUGUACAAGACUUUAGUGAACAUAAAAGAUCCAUCUGCUUUUACAACAUGCUGCACUGUUUUUGGGUCUGUAAUGCAGUUCAAACCCAUAACAAGAAAAACCACUUUGUCUGAUGCAAAUGGUCUUGAAGAAGAUAGUUCAAGGAAAAUAUUAAAUGGUACGAUUAAGAAACCUAUUGUUGGACACAACCGAUCAAAGGAAAGACGGAAAGCUGCACUAUUACUGAAUAACAGUGGUUUACUUUGAUUUGGAAAAUUCACCGAAGUUCGUAUAAUAAAUUAUGACUGAUCUUGGAUGGAUGUUAGUCAUGGACGGACGAAAAAAAAACUCUUAGUUACAAAAUGUGAAUAGAACAACGCUGAUUUUAAAAAAUUAAAGAACCUAAAACAAGAAGAAGAGUACCAGAAGAAUAUCUACAUUUGUUAUUGUAAAUUUGAAUAAACAGUUUU